UCAUAUUCAUCUCAUUUGGUUUCAGCUGCCAACAAAAUAUCUCUUUGACUCGCUCUCACGAUCUCGAUUAUCGAUAGUCAGUCAAGAUGAUGCAGAUGCAGAUGCAGAUCAGCUCAACUCUUCCAGCCCAUAACUUCCACCUUGUUCAGGCAAAAUGCGGCAAUUUCAAAUGCCAGCAAUCUCCAUUAAAUCCUUCUAUUAAACCCACUUCAGCAUCAAUGACUCAAUCGCUGAAGCCGGUUACUUCAACUGAAUUUACUAAGAAACACCUUGCCAAUCUUGAAAAACUUAUUCAAAAACAGUCUACUCCAGAACCGAACCAACCUGAACUGGUACAACCAGUUCAUAGAGUUUCUAAUGGGAACGAUAAUAGAUCGACAUUAGCAAACAAAGGUAAAGCUUUACUUGAAGGCCUCAACUUGGGUAGGAUGUGGUCUGAAAUGAGAGCGGCUGAGGAAAUGUCACCUAGACAUCUAAACAGGCUUCAACGGUUGUUGUCCAAAACAGCGGAGUAUUCUCCAAGGAAUAAUCUGGCUUCCAGGUGGCGAGAGUAUCAUGGGAGCAACAAUUGGGCGGGGCUUCUUGAUCCGUUGGAUGAGAAUCUUCGGCGAGAGGUUGUGAGGUAUGGAGAAUUUGUGCAAGCAGCCUACCAUGCUUUCCAUUCGAAUCCGACCAUGUCAACAGAAGAAGUUCCUUUGCCCAGACAUGUGGCUCUGCCUGAUAGGUCAUAUAAGGUAACAAAGAGCCUUUACGCUACGUCCUCCGUCGGUUUGCCCAAAUGGGUAGAUGAUGUAGCACCGGAUCUCGGUUGGAUGACCCAACGAUCGAGUUGGGUCGGGUAUGUGGCUGUAUGUGACGACAAGAGAGAGAUCCAGAGAAUGGGAAGGAGGGAUAUUGUGAUUGCAUUACGUGGCACAUCCACGUGUCUUGAAUGGGCCGAGAACAUGAGGGCCCAUUUAGUUGAUAUGCCCGGAAAUCAUGACUCCGUCCAUGGACAACCAAAGGUUGAAUGUGGAUUCCUGAGCCUAUACAAAACCAGUGGAGCUCAUGUGCCGAGUCUAGCUGAAUCAGUGGCUGAAGAGAUAAGGAGGCUUAUGGAACAAUACAAGGGUGAGACCCUAAGCAUUACAGUCACAGGACACAGCUUAGGAGCAGCAUUAGCCGUAUUAGUAGCAGAUGAUUUAAGCACACAAGCCAAAGAUAUGCCACCAGUUGCAGUAUUUUCCUUCGGAGGACCUAAGGUUGGUAACAGAGGAUUUGCAAACCAAAUCAAUGCCAAAAAUGUUAAGGUCUUACGUAUUGUUAACAAUCAAGAUGUUAUUACUAAGGUCCCUGGCUUGCCAAUGGUUGAAGAACUAAAUGAUGACCUUCCAUUGGCAUACUCACAUGUGGGAAUAGAGUUACGUGUAGAUACAAAGAUGUCUCCAUAUCUAAAGCCGAAUGCUGAUGUGGCAUGCUGCCAUGAUUUAGAAGCAUAUCUCCAUUUGGUGGACGGAUUCUUGGCUUCAAAUUGUCCGUUUAGAGCCAAUGCCAAGAGAAGUUUAGUGAAGUUGCUUAACGAUCAAGGUUCUAAUGUCAAGAAAUUGUAUACAACUAAAGCUCAUGCUUUGAGUUUGAAUCUUGAUAGGCAGGGCUUCUCUCCUUCUGGUUGUCUACCUAGUCCAUCUCAAUAACCUUUUCUUGUUAUUAUUAAAAAAUGUUAAUAAAAAAAAAAUUAAAUAACAACAUAGUCUUGACAUAUAA
Molecule: messenger RNA, 1743 nt
Organism: Manihot esculenta (cassava)
Lineage: Eukaryota; Viridiplantae; Streptophyta; Magnoliopsida; Malpighiales; Euphorbiaceae
Product: phospholipase A1-Ibeta2, chloroplastic
Exons: 1
Coding region: 87-1673 (528 amino acids)
Biological process (GO): lipid metabolic process
Molecular function (GO): glycerophospholipase activity
Source: RefSeq, a predicted model, not a curated record